Chlamydomonas reinhardtii is the source of this 1224-nucleotide messenger RNA. RefSeq lists its product as uncharacterized. The transcript is spliced from 5 exons. NCBI's taxonomy places the organism in Eukaryota, Viridiplantae, Chlorophyta, Chlorophyceae, Chlamydomonadales, Chlamydomonadaceae. The coding region runs from base 322 to 876 and encodes 184 amino acids. The record is from RefSeq and is a predicted model, not a curated record.
ACCGAUAUAUUAUCCUCUCGGCAGCCUGCUCCUGAAAAGCUUGCUCGCUUCUAACGCGCGCUUGCAAGCACUCGUUUUUUUGUGGCUGGUGCGCGGGAGGCCUUCUAACUAUUGUUACAAGUCGCAUUUUACAGAUAACACAUAGCGAUGAUGCUUUCAACUUCUCUCCAGCGCCACUGUGUGGCCAAGCGUGGGGCAAUUGGGCAAGCAGCUCCGUUCGCAGGCUCGCGCCUCGUUUCUAGCUCGGGUUCACGCACUGUCUCGCGUCAAGCAGAGCGCCGUGAGAUUGAGCCUGCCCCUUUUGCGGACAUUUACAUGGCCAUGGCGGAACGCUUGGCCGCCCCGGGUGCUGUUCUGCCCAAGGGCGAUGGCCGCGUUCUGGUGGAGAGCAUCCGCUCCCUGGAGCAUGGGCAGCGCACGCUGCAGCUGAUUGCACGCCACGUGGCAGCAAAGAGGGAGUUUGCCGGAGCGCUGGAGCUAGACUGGCCCACCCGCAAGAAGUGGCUGGGGCGCAUCUGCGAGCUGUCGCUGCGCGCCCCCAACUGCAAGCCGCUCAUCCUGGACAUAUUCGCCAACGCCGACGCCUUCGCGCUGUCCACCUACUUUGCUGCGGAUAUGGUUGACCUGCUGGGGGCGGCGGGCGCCGAGACCGCCCUGCUCACCAAGCUGAUCGAGCUGUUCAAGGCCAAGCGGCCCGCGGGCUGCAAGGGCGUGGCAGCUGCCUACCACCGCCUGCUGCGCCUCAUGCGCGAGCGCAAGGACGAGACGGCCGCCACCGCUGCCGCCGCCACACUCAAGGCGCUGCUGGCGGCGCCGGCGGCGCCCGCGCCGGUGGCACCAGCGCCGGUGGCUGUGCCGCCGCCUGCCACUGCGUAAGCGUGGCUUGCGCAGGCUAGCCGGCUAGAGGUCUGAGACGGAUGGACGUCGUGAGAGGGGGCGGACGGAAGCGGGCGGGCUGAGAAUAUCCAUCGGUUUUGUUAAGUUGGUGUACGGAACUGCAGCGGAGGUACUUCCCCUGCGGUACUGGGUUGUUUUUGUACGUGCGCGCGGCUGGUUGGGGAUGAAGAGGCUCUAGUGUGCGGCAUGUGAGUGCCCAGGGUAUGCCGAUUAGCGUGACAGACGGUGAAAGGUGCACAAUGAGGAGUACAGUAACUUUUGUGCGCGGAAGGCCUCGCAACUUACCGAGCAUGGGCACCGGCUGCAUAAAACUAAAUGGGAACCUGC